AUGAAGUGCGUACUCGCAAAGAGAAACGCGGGACUCACCACGUCCGGAUAUAAGGUCAUCCACUGUUCAGGCUACCUGAGAGCUCGUAGAUUCGGCGAGGCAACAGCACAUCUAGGUUUGAUCGCUGUGGGACACUCACUGCCGCCAUCUGCUGUCACCGAACUCAAACUCCACUCCAACAUGUUCAUGUUCCGAGCAUCGCUGGACAUGAGACUCAUAUUUCUUGACGCUAGAGUGGCUACACUGACAGGAUACGAACCCCAGGAUCUCAUCGAGAAAACGCUCUAUCACUUCAUCCAUGGAACGGAUGUACUUCACAUGAGAUAUUCUCACUGCACGUUAUUAACAAAAGGCCAAGUAACGUCCCGCUACUACCGCUUUCUAACAAAGUCCGGCGGCUGGGUAUGGAUGCAGAGCUAUGCCACCAUAGUACACAACUCGCGGUCAUCCAGACCUCACUGCAUCGUAUCGGUUAACUAUGUACUCAGCGACAUCGAAGAAAAACAUCUGAUACUAAAUAUAGACCAAGGUCCGUUAAAGCUGAACAGCCAUACGGAAGUGCCAACGCCAUCCCACGUUCCCACCACCACCACCACAUCACCACAAAUGCCGCACGUCAGACAUACAGACAACAAGGUCAACCAUAUACAUCUAAACGAAAGCGAUUUCAGCACAGACUCGAGCGGUGGCUACAAUUACCCGGAGUACACGUUACCAGUAAUGCUGCCAUACGAAACACCCGAAGACUACCAACAACAACAAAAUGGCCCCUAUGAACUAUUCUACAACGAAAAUUACACGGAACCGGAAAUUUUACCAAACAAUUACGCUUAUCCCCAAAACCAACGCCCGUUCUCUGCCAGCUCAUCAAGCUGCAGUUCAUUAGAAAGCUCGGAGAUCGCAAAUCAACAAUACAAUUACACCAAUUUGAUCUCUUUUUAUGGACACAACAGUCAAAAUCAAAAUGGUAGACCUUUACAGGGUAAUUUCGGCGGGAACUUUACCAAAAUGGCGCCGAGUCCUACAGUACAAGAAGGCGCGUAUACAAGUGUCAUAGUUGACAAUACUCAACAGUUUCAUCAUCAUGGCGGAGGCGUUAAUGAAUUUGUGCACUGA
This is a messenger RNA of Parnassius mnemosyne (clouded apollo), 1116 nucleotides long. NCBI's taxonomy places the organism in Eukaryota, Metazoa, Arthropoda, Insecta, Lepidoptera, Papilionidae. The record is from the annotation of a GenBank genome assembly.